Penicillium coprophilum is the source of this 1467-nucleotide messenger RNA. Its product is annotated as co-chaperone SGT1. Bases 1 to 1467 code for a protein of 488 amino acids. Gene Ontology annotation, molecular function: protein-folding chaperone binding. The record is from RefSeq and is a predicted model, not a curated record. The transcript is spliced from 2 exons. Lineage: Eukaryota; Fungi; Ascomycota; Eurotiomycetes; Eurotiales; Aspergillaceae. Gene Ontology annotation, biological process: protein stabilization.
AUGGUUGAUCCACACGAGCUUGGGCCAAUGCGGCUCGUUGCUCCCUUCGCGUUGGAUGUCACGUACUCUUUUUCUCAACUUGAGCUUGACCCUGAUCCCGUCGUCAUGAACGCUGCCGCCAAGGGUGAUAAGGCCUCUGCCGAAUCCAAAUAUCCUAUUGCGAUUGAACACUACACCCACGCCCUAAGCGAGCUACCCCGCGCUCCGGCAUACUACAUUUCGCGAUCAACCGCCUAUUCGCGCCUCAAGCCUGCAGAUGGCGGACCCAACUACCAGGCUGCACUCAAAGAUGCCGAAAUCGCACUCCAGCUCGCCAAAGAGCGUGGAAACCGUGAACUGAUCCUCUCCGCGCAGAUGCGCCGUGGCGUGUCGCUCUUCCAACUUGAGCGGUAUGGAGAUGCAGCAUUUGUCUUUGACAUCAUCGCGAAGAAAACUAAGAGCGGGAAAGUGCCAGAGAACAAGUCAGAGCAGGUCCAGGCUGCCAUGGGAGGAACAGGGUCCGGAGGGGGAGGUACCAGAAACAACUACAGCGCCCAGAUGCCGAUUUGGACUGCCAAAAUUGAACGCAAGCUGGCAGAGCUGCCUAAGGACGAUCCAAAGUGCACUGUAUCUGUUACAGAGUUCCCAUCUUCCACUUACAUUCCUACGGGAGAGGAAGUGAAGGCACAGUGGAAGGCUCUCAAGGCUGGCAACAACGUCGAGGUGACCGAAGCUUCGCAGCAUCCUGAGCCUGAGCCGGAGUCUGAGCUACCAGCGGAAUCGACCCUUUCUGCGGCUGAGGCUGCUUUGUUUGCUCGACUUCAAAACUCAAACACUAGCGCCACGGCUACUCCUACUGCCCCGGAAAAGGUUCGCCACGAGUGGUAUCAGUCACAGGACUCCGUCGUUGUGACUCUUUAUGUCAAGGGAAUCCCAAAGGACAGUGUCGUAGUUGAAAUGGAAGAAAGCUUGGUCUCGCUGCAAUUCCCCCUCCCAUCUGGCUCUGAAUACGACUUUACCCUCGACCCGCUGUAUGCGGCUAUCAAUCCUGCCGAAUCUAAGGUUUCAGUCAAGGGCACCAAGAUUGAGCUUAACCUGCGAAAGAAGACGGCCGGCCAGAAAUGGGGUGCUCUCGAAGGCUCAACCACCAACCCCACUGAGAUUACCGACCGUCCAGCCGAUCAAAAGGCGCCAGCUACCGCAGGCCCUUCUUACCCCACUUCGUCACGCCAUGGAACUAAGGAUUGGGACAAGGUUGCAUCCUCUCUCACUGGAAAGAAAUCAAAGGGCAAGGCAGAAGCUGAUGGUGAUCUAUCGGAUGACGAAGGUGGUGAUGCUGUCGACGGCUUCUUCAAGAAGUUGUAUGCUGGCGCUGAUCCAGAGACGCGCCGAGCUAUGAUCAAGAGCUACACCGAAAGCCAGGGAACAUCCCUGAGCACGAACUGGUCUGAAGUCGCGAAGGGAAAGGUCGAACCUCACUCUGAAUAA